AUGACUCCUCCCUCGUCUAUUCCAGUGCUUGAUCCAACUAACGUGAUUGUCCUACGACGCGAUAUCCUGACUGGAGAAGCUAUGAAUGUGGACCACAGGACGUUCCUCAUGAUCACACAUGGCUACCUCUAUGGUCCCGUCUGCAGCCCUUACUCAGCUCUCGCGGGUACACUUUAUGGAACUGGGCUUGCACUCGUUUCUCCAAACGACCGUGGACCAUCGCCAAACGGGUUUCUUUAUCACACACCAGCUAUAUCGGAUAGUUAUCAGAGCCUGCGUUAUGUGACCCCCACCAAUGCCAAUAUCAUAGCAGCCCGCCAUAAUGACGACCGGGAUGUGAUGAUCCGUAUAAUAACUGCUGGUGGAGAGGGCCACAACGUUCUCCGUAUUGUCAAGAAAAUCUGCACAGGCGAAGAGAGCUUGUUGAGCCACAAUCACGCCCUUUCCCUCUUGGAUAUAUUCGAGUACAACGAUCUCACAUUUGGUGUCUUUCCUCGGGUCGCGGAUCUCUUCUUGAGCAACUUUCUACUCGAAUGGCACCCAAACACUUUAGAUCCCGGCAUGAAGCGGCGUGGCUUCACUCGACCUAGGGUGUAUAUUAUAGAUUUCGAAACCGCUGUGGACUUCCUAGAGGAUUCCACACCUGAAGAGCGCGUCGUGACAGAAUAUCCCUUCCCCUUGGAGUCUUAUGGACGGCCUGUACCACCCGAAUUUCACGUCUCGAAUACAUAUGAUCCUUUCACUUUGGAUAUAUGGCAAUUUGGCUCGGACUUGACGAGGUUUCGUUCAACUAUAUGGGAAAUCGACGAAAUAUUGGAGUCUACGAGGAAUGAAAAUCCUCGAAUCGUCCAACAGCGGUAG
This is a messenger RNA of Desarmillaria tabescens, 861 nucleotides long. RefSeq lists its product as uncharacterized. NCBI's taxonomy places the organism in Eukaryota, Fungi, Basidiomycota, Agaricomycetes, Agaricales, Physalacriaceae. The transcript has 5 exons. The record is from RefSeq and is a predicted model, not a curated record. The coding region runs from base 1 to 861 and encodes 286 amino acids.